Messenger RNA from Sinocyclocheilus anshuiensis, 2256 nucleotides. RefSeq names its product splA/ryanodine receptor domain and SOCS box containing 4a (gene spsb4a). The coding region runs from base 437 to 1270 and encodes 277 amino acids. Gene Ontology annotation, cellular component: SCF ubiquitin ligase complex. Gene Ontology annotation, biological process: proteasome-mediated ubiquitin-dependent protein catabolic process. NCBI's taxonomy places the organism in Eukaryota, Metazoa, Chordata, Actinopteri, Cypriniformes, Cyprinidae. The record is from RefSeq and is a predicted model, not a curated record. The transcript is spliced from 3 exons. Gene Ontology annotation, molecular function: protein binding.
AGUGCGGAGUGGGACGGAGGCUGCCACGGCUGGGAUUAACCUCAGGGAGGGGGUUGGGGGGGGUUACGUCUCUGGGGAGAAGCUUCUUUUCUCCUUCCUCAGCAGGCAGACACAGAGAAAAGAGAAAGAACUAGUGUGCGCUCCUUCUCACAAAGAGAGGAACUCCUUUCUUCCAGCGGUUUUCCUUGUUUUUUUCCUGAACGGGUGACAACAGGGGACUUCUGCCGGGGAGACCAUCUCAACCGGGUCGGUGUAAGCACCGGCUUCAGUAAGGCUGGCACUUUCGCCACUGCCAGACGCUGACGUGAGUUUGGGGGCCUCAGGCUGUCGUCUUGGUGCUUUGAUGAGGUAACGGCGGACCCCAGAAGCCCAGCCCCUGUGUUGCACCACCCCUUCCCUCUCUCCUCCUCCCUACCCCUAUCCAACCAGCCAAGCCAUGGGCCAGAAGAUCUCGGGGAGCAUCAAGUCCGUAGACGUGCGCGGAGAGCCAUCCUACAGGCCGCUGAGGAGGGAACUGAGAGGGCCAGAUUUCUUCAAGCCAGCCCGGCUGGACCUACUCCUGGACAUGCCCCCUGCUCCGUAUGAGCAGCAGCUUCGACAUGCCUGGAACCCGGACGAUCGCUCGCUUAAUAUCUUCAUCAAGGACGAUGACAAACUCACCUUCCAUCGGCACCCUGUUGCCCAGAGUACCGAUGGCAUUCGUGGACGGGUGGGAUACACACGAGGACUCCAUGUUUGGAGGAUCCAUUGGCCUGCUAGGCAACGGGGCACAAAUGCGGUGGUGGGUGUGGCCAUGCCAGAUGCCCCUUUGCACUCAGUGGGUUACACUUCUUUAGUUGGCAGUGAUAGCGAGUCCUGGGGCUGGGACCUGGGACGAAACAAGCUCUACCAUAACAGUAAGAACCGGCCGGUCUCUUCUGCACCCACAUACCCAAGCUUCCUGGAGCCAGAGGAGGCCUUUGUGCUGCCAGAUGCCUUGAUAGUAGUGCUGGACAUGGAUGAGGGCACGUUGAGCUUCAUGGUGGACGGACAGUACCUCGGAGUGGCCUUCAGAGGUCUUAAGGGCAAAAAGCUGUACCCCAUUGUCAGUGCGGUGUGGGGCCACUGUGAAAUCACCAUGCGCUACAUCAAUGGCCUAGAUCCGGAGCCUCUCCCUCUGAUGGACCUGUGUCGACGUGCAGCGUGGGUGGCUCUGGGACGAGAGCGUCUACAGGAGAUCGAGACAUUGCCUUUGCCCCAGUCUCUGAAGAAUUACCUCCAAUACCAGUGAGAGCGUGGGUCCUCACAAAGAGACGCACACACGGACACCGAGAGGAAGCCUGAGGGGCUACUAUAGCGCCACCAUCAGGCCACAGUGGGAAAAUGUUUACAUUGUGGCUCACUGGUGGAAUCUUAAAUUAGUUUUUUGCUUUGUUUUGUUUUUCAGUUUUUAUUUUCUUCUUUAUGAGUUGUUUAAAUUAUUGAUGGCUUUGGAAGAAGCUCAAGGGACAGUGUGACGCAGGGCUAGAGCGGCGGCUCAACAGACCUGCAGCGCCUCCAGGUGUGUGUCUCGCCCUGAAGAAUACAACAGGAAGUGACGUUUCAGAAAGCACAUUAACCUUGGGAUGCCUUUGAAAGCCCACAGUUAUAAUCGUUCCUCUUUCCCUGGGUGUAAAGCCUGCAGAGCACAGUCAUUGGACACAGGAGACCGAGGCCACCGCAGGUCGGGCUCAGCUGCCUCCCGAGUCAAAAUCCACCACACGGGAGCCUCAGCGGAAGAAACAAGCCCUGGAAGGUGCCAAGCAGGUGACAGUACCUUCGCACAGGACCACCAGGGGACGGUUACAUGACUGACAGCAAACAUUUCCCAUUUUUUCUGAGAUGGAUGUGUAUUCCCGAGGACACAAUCAUACAGAUUUCACUUCUUUUUGUUCUCUGUGGGCUUGAGUCACUUUUCUAUCUGAUUUUAAUGUCAGUGUGAGAUUUCAGUUGAUGAUGAUGAUGCUUUUAUCAAGAUGUUUGGCUAUCAUUUAAUUUUAUUUAUCAGGUUCUAGUUCCUUUUUAAUGAACUGAGGAUGUGCGAGCGAGCACAUAGAUAUCGAACAUUAUCAUACACUCGUCACAUAUGGCUUUCUAUUUUAAAUUGGGAUGCUGCUUUUAUUAUUAAUAAUAUUAUUAUUAUUCUGAACGCUGGUUUUUCCGAGGCACACAGUGGAAUGUAAAGAUCUUGCUAGCGUUAGCAUAUUUGAAAUGUGAAUAAAAGCCAAGUGAAUGAGA